AUGGCUUCGACAUCUACACCAGCUCAUCCAUCUGAUGUGCCAACACCAAUAAAGGCUAAACCAAAACCACCAGCAAAUACACCAAAUUCAAUUAAGUUUCUAAUCGGUGGUACAGCUGGUAUGACUGCUACUUUAUUUGUUCAUCCAAUGGAUGUUGUCAAAAAUCGAAUGCAAAUGAGUGGUGAAGGUGGUGGUGCACGAGAACAUAAAACAAGUUUUCAUGCAUUACGAGCAAUAUUUCGUAGUGGUGGUUUAAGCGGUAUUUAUGCUGGUCUUUCAGCUGGUUUAUUUCGUCAAGCAACAUAUACAACAGCUCGUUUAGGAAUCUAUCAAACAUUAUUGGAACGUUUUCGACAACCAGAUGGUCGUCCACCACCUUUUUUUAUCAAUCUUCUUUUAGGUGUUGUUGCCGGUGGUCUAGGUUCAUUUAUUGGUACACCAGCUGAAGUCGCAUUAAUUCGUAUGACACUUGAUGGACGAUUACCUAUGGCUGAACGACGAAAUUAUGCACAUGUAUUUGAUGCACUCGUACGUAUUACACGUGAAGAAGGUGUUUUUAAAUUAUGGAGAGGUGCUAUACCAACAGCAACACGAGCUAUGAUUGUUAAUGCUGCACAAAUGCCGACUUAUUCACAAGCUAAACAAGCAAUUAUGUCAGCUGGUCUUAUGCAACAAGGUUUUCCAUUACAUGCUGUUUCAUCUUUAAUUGCAGCUUUUGUAACAACAGCUGUAUCAUUACCUGUGGAUAUUGUUAAAACUAGAUAUCAAAAUAUGAAAAUUAUACAAGGAAAACCAGAAUAUAAUGGAAUAUUUGAUAUAUUUCAACGUAUUCUUCGUCAAGAAGGUGUAUUCAGUUUUUGGAAAGGUUUUACAGCAUAUUUUUCUCGUCUUGGUCCACAUACAAUUCUUACAUUUAUAUUUAUCGAACAACUUAAUACUCAAUAUCAAACACGUAUACUUAAAAAUGAAUCUUAUUCAUCAACAUUAUAA
This is a messenger RNA of Rotaria sp. Silwood1, 990 nucleotides long. The record is from the annotation of a GenBank genome assembly. Lineage: Eukaryota; Metazoa; Rotifera; Eurotatoria; Philodinida; Philodinidae.